Melampsora larici-populina 98AG31 is the source of this 333-nucleotide messenger RNA. RefSeq lists its product as uncharacterized. NCBI's taxonomy places the organism in Eukaryota, Fungi, Basidiomycota, Pucciniomycetes, Pucciniales, Melampsoraceae. The record is from RefSeq and is a predicted model, not a curated record. The coding region runs from base 1 to 333 and encodes 110 amino acids. The transcript is spliced from 3 exons.
AUGUACAAAUUAAACCUCUUAGCACUGUUGAUGUUGCUGGUUGUCAAGCCUUCGAUGUCAGGAUUUCUCUACAGUUAUUUUACGUGUGAAGGACUACGCGAACACGCCGUCUGUGUCAGCUCAUGGAGCACAUUGAACAAAGACAAAAUUUGUUCUACAGUCUCGGGUGUCUCCGAGGCAGGUAACGCGGGUUCGACAACGGGAAAAAACAACGCUGUGGAGUGGACAUGUGAUUAUCUAUACAAAGCUGGCGCCUUUUGUUGUGAAUCUCGUACUCACCGUGGAAUGCCCAAGCUGACAACUAACAAUCACCUCAAUGAUCUUAUUGGAUAA